Haliotis rubra (blacklip abalone) is the source of this 360-nucleotide messenger RNA. RefSeq names its product cell wall protein DAN4-like. The annotation marks the transcript as partial. The transcript is spliced from 3 exons. The record is from RefSeq and is a predicted model, not a curated record. NCBI's taxonomy places the organism in Eukaryota, Metazoa, Mollusca, Gastropoda, Lepetellida, Haliotidae.
ACACCAACAACUACACCCACAUCCACACCCACAACUUCAACUACUUCCACAACUACACCCACAUCUACACCCACAACAUCAACUAUACCAACAACUACACCCAUAACUACACCCACAUCUACACCCACAACUUCAACUACACCUACAACUACACCUAAAUCUACACCCACCCCCACAUCUACACCAACAACUUCAACUACACCCACAACUUCAACUACACCCACAACUAUACCUACAUCUACACCCACAACUUCAACUACACCCACAACUACACCUACAACACCCACAUCUACACUCACAACUUCAACUACACCCACAACUACACCUACAUCUACACCCACAACUUCAACUACACCCACA